Molecule: messenger RNA, 3481 nt
Organism: Thalassophryne amazonica
Lineage: Eukaryota; Metazoa; Chordata; Actinopteri; Batrachoidiformes; Batrachoididae
Gene: pdlim5b
Product: PDZ and LIM domain 5b
Exons: 13
Coding region: 114-1943 (609 amino acids)
Biological process (GO): muscle structure development; heart development; actin cytoskeleton organization
Cellular component (GO): adherens junction; stress fiber; Z disc
Molecular function (GO): actin binding; muscle alpha-actinin binding
Source: RefSeq, a predicted model, not a curated record
GGGCUCAUAUGCGGAAGUUUCAAUUCCCUUCAGUCCUCUUCACUUCGAAUGUGAGAACCGACGAUAUCACACUUCUGCACACCGCCAGACAUUCUGACAAGACAAGGUGAAUCAUGAGCAACAGUUACAGCGUGACGCUUGCUGGCCCUGCUCCAUGGGGUUUCCGAUUGCAAGGAGGGAAGGAAUUCUGUCUUCCUCUCACCAUUUCACGUCUGACUGAUGGAGGCAAAGCGCAAAGAGCCAAAAUGUGUGUUGGCGACAUCAUUCUGUCCAUUAACGGCAUGUCGACACAUGGCAUGAAUCACCUAGAGGCUCAGAACAAGAUUAAAGCCUGUAUCGGUCAUCUCAAUCUCAUUUUACAGAGAGAUGCUAAAGGGGAAGUUCCUGUGGAUGAACCUCAAGAAAUAAUUAAGCCUGUCCCAAUCACUCACCCUGCCCCAAGUUCCACACAAACCAAGCCAGCAAAUCCACCCAGUGCUGCAUACAACAAGACAGCCCGACCAUUUGGUGGGGACAGUGGUGUGGUCACAGCUUCUUCUUCCCCUGCUGCCCACAAAGUGGCAUCCAUCCCUUCUGAAUCAUCUGCUUUCACACCUGCUGCCUCCACUCCCCCACCGCAACCUCCAUUUCCACUGAAGUCAACCCUCCAUGCACCAGAAUCAGCUCCACCAAGUUCAGGUCCCAGGCCCAGCUCUGGUCGCACCGCCUUCACUUCACCUUCUGCCUCUUCCUCCUUGUCUAACUCCUCCUCUCCAGCUAAAGUGACAGCUCCCUCCUCCAAUCCUAAUGUCCCACAGCCCUCGGUCUAUAACUCACCUAUCAACCUCUACUCCAAUGUCAAUGCCUCUGAGGUGGCUAUGGGACAGAGACGGGGUCUAUUGGAGAGCCAAGGGAUGUCAGAGCAGUUCAAUGGGAAAUCUAGCGUUGAGCCAGAAUCAAGCCAGGCCUCCAUGAUCUGCGACCCCAGCAAGCUGCGUCUGAUUGAGGACACGGAGGACUGGCAUCCGAGAUCGGGUACCUCCCAGUCCAGAUCCUUCCGGAUUCUGGCUCAGCUCACCGGCACUGAGAAUGAUCAAGAAUCAGAGAGCAGUGGAAGAAAUGAGGCAGGUAACCAAAUCACCCCCGAUGUGCACACUUCUCCUGCUGCUAAAGCAUAUUCCAAAGCUGCACCCAGGAAUGGGAACACCCCAGUGUCCACCUUCAAGAGCCCUGCUGCCCAGAAGAACCCUUCCUAUCAAGCUGGAGGUGCAUCAGUCUUUCCUAAGGGUGGUGCAGCUCCUGUAUUUGGGAAAGUUGCCAGUCCUACUCCCAAAGGUCCACACCGGCCCACCCCACAGCCGCACCCACAGGACCUGGACUCUCUGGUGCAGCAGGCGGAGCACAUCCCAGCUGGUACACGCACCCCAAUGUGCUGCAAGUGCAACAAAGUCAUCAGGGGUCCAUUCCUUGUGGCUAUGGGCAUGUCAUGGCACCCUGAGGAGUUCAACUGUGCUCACUGCCGUGCCUCCCUGACAAAUGGUGGGUUUGUGGAAGAGAAGGGACAGGUGUACUGCGAACAUUGCUACGAACAGUUCUUUGCUCCCACCUGUGCCCGUUGCCACCAGAAGAUCUUGGGGGAAAUCAUGAACGCCUUAAAACAGACCUGGCACGUGUACUGUUUCGUGUGUGCUUCCUGCCAACAACCAAUCAGAGGCAAUGUCUUCCACAUGGAGGAUGGGCAGCCCUACUGUGAAAGAGAUUACUACACCCUCUUUGGUGCAAACUGCCACGGCUGCGAUUUUCCUAUCGAGGCCGGGGACAAAUUCCUGGAGGCUCUGGGAUUCACCUGGCACGACACCUGCUUCGUCUGUGCGGUCUGCACCACUAAUCUGGAAGGACAGCCGUUCUUCUCCAAAAAAGACAAGCCUUUGUGCAAGAAUCACGCCAACACUGUCAAGAUUUGACAGACUGUGAUCUGAAGCCAAACGUUUAUAUGACUCAUUCAGGUGUUAUUACCCCCACUUUAUUAAAAUGAUCUGAUUUAAUUUCCGUUUGUAUAUUCGGUUAGAUUAUCAUGAGGUUGUGACUUCUACUGUAAAUCUUAUUUUAUUUACCCAUAGCACCAUUUUAACCUGUCACUCUUACGCACAAGGACAUUUCACUACAGCACACGUGUACAUGUGACAGUGAGCUGAUAAUGUUUUUGUUCUGAGAUCUUUUAGCGCAGUGACCAUCUGGUACAUUCAGGGGUGCUGAGGAAUACCCACAUUGAAAUCUGUGCAAGAACUCACCUGAAUCUAAUCAUUGCAACAACUGUUCAAGGUUAAAAUAUUUAUGUGAAAGCGUGAUGUCUUUUGGCAAAAAUAAAUAGAUUCACAUACAGACCACUGGCCUUCAGAAGAAAAGCAGGGAUUUUAUAAUAUAUUUAUAGUUUUGAAGUAAUUAUGCUUUGUAAUCCUAAUACCUACUAAAUGGAAAUGUUAAGUUAAUAUUGUAGUGGUGUAUAAAUUAUGCUCUUUUCACAAUAAUUAUACCAAACAGCACUGUAAUGAUUGACUUUGGUAAUGUGAGAAUGUUUUUUCAGGCCAGGAGGAGUAUGCUGAUGGGGUCUUAUAGUAAUGACACAGAUUUAAAUAGUGGUGUUCUGUGGUUUAUGUAUAUUUUGCAGUGAAGCAUUUGUUAAAGUUAUACUUAAAGGGCAAACGGCUUGUGCAUUGAUCUUCCAGUAAAUACCCAUACAGAAAAUGGAGCGUAUUGUACUUCAUCACACUUGUUUGGUUUUCAAACUGGGUCAGUUUGACAUGGAUGUUGCUGAAACUAGAGUUGUAUCACCAGUGAUGGUGGCUGGUAGCAGCGGUGCUCCCGAACUGAGCGGCUACGAUAGAACCCAAUACGACAAUGUGAUUAAGUGGCUACAGCCGAAUAGUAUUGCUAGCUUGCUAUUUAGUAGUCAAUAAGCAGUAUGUCACAAUCCGUAGGGUGUUUGAACACUCAAAGUCAAACUGUACCUGGAUGAUCUACCACCUCCAUAGUGUGCAAAAUGACUACACAAUGCUAUCGUGAGGCAUCUGGACCCUCGUAACUGCAGACUACAAGGCUCCCUGGAAUGGUACAAAUAUAUAUUAAAUAUCAGGAACCAUUUUUUAAAUAAAGUCUGCUGUUGCAAAAUAGAAACUUUUGCAGUGUACUUGGAUAUCUGCAUAUGUGUAAUCCAUAAACAUCGAGGUCAAAGGACGGGUAAGAUGGUAGCGGUGGAGUAGGCGUAAAUUGUGUCCUUACAUCGAGUACACACUCCAGUAGCAAUUUGGUAGUAGGUUCCUAACCAACAUUAAGACAUCGUGAGCAUCUAGACACGGGAAAUGUAUUGCAGUACUGCUACCUAAAAUAUUUUAAGAAUAAAUUGCUGAUGUUUUGUAGAGCUUGUUGCCAUUUUGAAUUUUGUUGAAAAUUGUGAGCAAAGGUGCGGAAAUCCUGUGAGAUGUUGUCAUAGUUACAGAAAAUU